Oppiella nova is the source of this 988-nucleotide messenger RNA. Lineage: Eukaryota; Metazoa; Arthropoda; Arachnida; Sarcoptiformes; Oppiidae. The record is from the annotation of a GenBank genome assembly.
ACAAAUUGGGUCCAACAGUAUGACCUCAUCCCAGACCACACAAUGUCUGUAUAAAAUGUAUGGCAUUUGUACGCGAAAUGUAAGAGUUUCUCAAAGUAGUCAAUACUAUUGCUGCCACUUAUGGGAACUGAAUGACUGCUAUCAACGCAACUUCAGGUCUUACUGUACGACUCCCGAGCAACAGGCCAUUCAAUACGACUGGAAUUACAUUCAACUAUCGUUUAGUGGGAACACCUACACCCAGUCCACGUGCACCUCCCAGGGCUACUAUCGGUCCAUGAGUAGGUCCCUCUGUAUGAAUGAUAACCAGUACCCUAAUUACCAGAAUCCCAAUAAUUAUCCAUAUAACCCGAUCCCUGGUAAUCCUAAUUAUAAUCCCAAUUAUAAUAACCCGAACAUUAAUAACCCUAAUUAUAAUAAUCCAAAUUACCCCAAUAACCCCAAUUACCAGUACCCUGUUAACCGAAACCCGUAUUAUUAUGCAAACGCUUUAUAUAUCUAUACUACCGGUGCUGCCCUACUAAUUGCCAUAACCCUUGGUGGUAAAUGUCCACAAACUCAGUACUCAGCCCUAAUCGCACCGUGCGUUUGCGGGAACGACACGUGGAUUACUUGUAGCACUAAUGAGUCCUUCAAUAUUAAGCGCACCUUUGAGUACAUCUCACAGUCUGUCCACUGGACGGACAGACACUUCGAGCGUCUCAUCAUAAACGCCAUGGAAUUACAUGAAAUACCGGAAAUGGCUUUCGGAGACAUUGUGUUCAAUGAGCUACAGGUGCUUAACGCCCGCAAACUCCAUACCAUACAUACCAACGCAUUUGGAGCCACGCGUCUACACCUGAAACGCCUGUCCAUUACCGGCGCCGACAGCCUAACCACCACUACCUACCAGUACAACCUGUUUGAGGCCUUGUCCUCCAUCAACAACAUACAGGCGCUGGAAGUUACCGGCGCUAACCUCGUGGACAUACCUGAACGGGCGUUCAAA